CAGACCGCGGCUCCUCGCUGUCUCGUCGUCUGGAGGUUGUUCGCAUUUUCUUAAAGCUAGAAUUUUCUGGUGAAAGCAACAUUUUGCAGUCAUGACUAGCAGGAAGUUUUUCGUCGGUGGCAACUGGAAACUGAACGGCGAUAAAAAGAGCAUCGAAGAGCUCGCCAAUACAUUGAAUAACGCCAAACUCAACCCAGACACCGAGGUUGUGUGUGGCGCUCCAUCCAUCUACCUCGACUAUGCCAGGUCCAAGCUGAAUCCUAACAUUGAUGUGGCUGCACAGAACUGCUACAAGGUUGCAAAGGGAGCCUUCACUGGAGAGAUCAGCCCUGCGAUGAUUAAGGACUGUGGAAUAAAAUGGGUUAUUCUGGGACACUCUGAGAGACGCCAUGUGUUUGGAGAGAGUGAUGAGGUAACUCUGUGCUUUAACGCGUUAUGGUCAAAAUGUCACUGUUUGUGGUCCACCAUUUCAGGAUCUGUCACUGGAGGGACCUGCAAGGAACUUGCUUCUCAGAAAGACGUGGACGGCUUCCUGGUGGGCGGCGCUUCCUUGAAACCAGAGUUUAUCGAGAUUAUUAAUGCAAAAGCCUAAAGAGAUGAAGCCAUCAUCUACCUAAACCCUAAGGCUUAGGUCUGCUCCCAAAUCCUGCUCUUCUUUAGAAAGUGUUAUUGUGGUUUUGUUUCAUUUUUGUAUUAUUAUAAAGGGACAGAUAAGACACAUACUGAACACUCAAAGGUUUUAUUCCACUGAAACGCGUGCAACCGAGUGUUAUUAGCCCUCCUACUAGUGUAGUGAACUACAGGACUGUAAUGAGAACCAUCAUGGGGCUUAGAGCCCAUGCCUUUACUUGAAUAAUGUUUACCAACAUUCUUGUGUACAGUGUCAAAAAUCUAGGAUAAAGUCAAUCAACCUUGGAGUCUUUUGAAUUCAAGUGAAACUUUCCAUGAAUGAUGUUUUCCUGUCCCUCAAAGAGUUUCUCUGAGGGGUCUAUCCUGAAGGUGCUCGUAUGUAAUAGCCAAUGCCAUUUGGUAUAAAGGGUAAGACAGAAAUAUUCUAAUAAAUGUUUCAGAAGUGUAGACCUA
Sinocyclocheilus grahami is the source of this 1083-nucleotide messenger RNA. RefSeq names its product triosephosphate isomerase B-like. Gene Ontology annotation, molecular function: triose-phosphate isomerase activity. The record is from RefSeq and is a predicted model, not a curated record. Gene Ontology annotation, biological process: glycolytic process; gluconeogenesis; glycerol catabolic process. Bases 92 to 592 code for a protein of 166 amino acids. Lineage: Eukaryota; Metazoa; Chordata; Actinopteri; Cypriniformes; Cyprinidae. The transcript is spliced from 4 exons. Gene Ontology annotation, cellular component: cytosol.